UAGGAAGCUGCCACCCACCAAAUCAACGGGGGGUGUGGAAAUCAGGUUAAAGCGAUCCCGAUCCAGAGGAGGGAAGAGAGGACGACGACAACAACAACAUGGGAUUAGACAUCAGCCGAGCAAUCAGGAAGACGGUUUAAGUCAAAGCGGCAUUUAAUAGCACUAGGCUGCAUUUGCGUCUUUCUGGACCCUCGUACAUCAGGCAAGCAGAAAAUUACUCGUUACUCAUGACAAGAGCACAGAGACAAAAAUGGAGAGCGGAGCAUCGCUGGAUAUGAAAGAAGACCAUACGUCAGCACUUAAACAUUUCAAUGGACAAGCCAGAAGGAUGGUGUCAAAGAUGAGUUUGACGGAACCAUGGAAAUGGACCCUUUAAGAUCUCCAACUUUCAGUGCCACACAUGGCCUCCUGACUCCAGCUCUCCAACCCAGCCAAGAGGACCGACCCAAGUGAGUGAUUUCUAUGUGUGGGCUGAACAAUGACCACCAGAUGAAUGUGAUCAGCUUUGAACCAUCCAGGAAGUUCAUAUCACCGACGGCAAAUUGCGCCGGGAGCAUACCUUCUAUUCAUCUUCAGAUAUUCUGUAGCUCGGCCAAACCCAAAUUUGUGGCUAAAUUUCGCAUUUGUAGAUGUUUCCCUUUCCCAAGCUCACCAGAAUGCUCCAUCAGAUCAGCGAUUGCAAAGACCAGCACCUGGGCAGUGAGCGCAGCCGUUACCACUGAACCGUGAACUCUUUGUCUAAGCUGUCUCAACCAAAAACAAGGACCACAAUGAAGGUGGGACUAUCGCAGCGCAGUAUAUAAAUAAACUCCAAGCUAUGCAAAAGCAGUCAAUGUUGGUCACUGGAUGACAAGCAGAAGGAAGACGUUAGCGGACUGAGGCGGCUUUGACGGACUACUUAACUUGAGCUGGCCUGGCUGGACGUGGAAGCAAAUAUCAAUCCGAUGUGAAGGUGCUGCCAUGGGGGAGACAGCAGAAUACAAGCGGCUGCAGGAGACUUUAAAAUCUGACUGCCACUCCGCAAGAGAUGAUGAUGAAGAGAAACUGGGCAACAAUAUGGAAUGUGAGGAAGGCACAGACUGGCUGCUGGAGCUGCUGAUAGAAGUCCAGCUGCAGCAGUACUUCUUGCGAAUCAGGGACGACCUCAAUCUCACACGGCUCUCCCAUUUCGACUACGUCAAGAAUGAAGACCUGGAGAAGAUUGGCAUGGGUCGACCUGGGCAGAGAAGACUGUGGGAGGCUGUGAAGAGGCGGAAAGCAAUGUGCAAGCGCAAGUCCUGGAUGAGCAAGGUGUUCAGUGGUAAGCGUCCAGAUGGCGGAGACUUUCCCCAGCAGGGCCAGCCCACCUCUUUGUUCCGUAAACUGUCUUCCACACCUCCGCUGGGCUUAGUGGAGGGGGUCCUGGCCACAUAUCCCGCUGGAGAUGUUCCUCUUGAUGGCCAACAGCAACAGGCUCUGACCUGCCUCAUCUCAGAGAAGGACCUGACUCUUCUGGAAAAGCUAGGGGAUGGAUCUUUUGGCGUUGUGAAGAGAGGAGAGUGGCUGACUCCUGCAGGAAAGCUGAUGAAUGUAGCUGUGAAGUGCUUAAAGACUGAUGUGCUCAGCCAGCCCGACGCUCUGGAGGAUUUCAUCUGCGAGGUCAACGCCAUGCACUCGCUAGAUCACCAGAACCUCAUUCGCCUCUACGGUGUGGUGCUCACACACCCAAUGAAGAUGGUGACUGAGCUGGCGCCGCUCGGUUCUCUGCUGGAUUGCUUGCGCUCCGUCCAUCCGCAAGGCCCCGUGUUGAUCCACACUCUGUGUCAGUAUGCGGUGCAGGUGGCCUGCGGCAUGGCCUAUCUGGAGCAGAGGCGUUUUAUACACAGGGAUCUGGCAGCCAGAAACAUCUUACUGGCAUCAGCUCACAGAGUGAAGAUUGGCGAUUUUGGCCUGAUGAGGGCACUACCCAACAAUCAUGAGCAUUAUAUCAUGCAGGAACACCACAAGGUUCCCUUUGCAUGGUGCGCCCCUGAGAGUCUGAAGACCAGAACCUUUUCUCAUGCUACUGACACUUGGAUGUUUGGUGUGACUCUAUGGGAAAUGCUCACACAAGGCCAGGAGCCUUGGUUAGGCCUCAAUGGGAGCCAGAUUCUGCAUAAAAUUGAUAAAGAAAAUGAACGCCUUCCUAAGCCAGAGGACUGUCCGCAGGAUAUUUACAACGUCAUGUUGCAGUGCUGGGCACAGAAAUCAGAUGACAGACCUACUUUUGUAUCCCUACGGGAGUUCCUACUUGAGACCAUGCCUACGGAAAUGUGUGCCCUGCACGACUUUGAUGAGCAAGAUAAGCUCCAGAUUCAGACCGAUGAUGUCAUCACAAUCAUUGAGGGGAGAGCCGAAAACUAUUGGUGGCGAGGUCAAAACCAACGCACCCUCAAAGUGGGACAGUUUCCCCGGCACGUGGUGACUUCAGUGGCAGGUUUGUCAACUCAUGACAUCAGCCGACCACUCAAGAACAGCUUCAUCCACACCGGCCACGGGGAUGCCAACCCUCAUCACUGCUGGGGCUUCCCUGACAAGAUCGAUGAUUUGUAUCUUGGGAAUCCGAUGGAUCCUCCCGAUGUUCUCGGUUUGGACCUCAGUGCAGCUCGGCCCACUCAGCUACACGGGCGAGCAAAAAAGGAGCCUCCUCCUCGCCCUCCUCAACCAAGCGUGGUAAUCAAGAGUAAGUCUGCUUUCUCUCAGCAGCUCUUCUUCACCCAUUGCUCCUGCCCUCUCUGUUCCCUUCUAGCUCCACUCUUCAAAGAGCCUUGUUAUGAUGCAGUGUAUCAGGAUGAGGACUUGACAUCUGCCGAAUUGAAGAGACUGUCACUUGGGAAAAUUAGCUCUGUCAAACUUCGACCGACGGCCCGGGUCUCGUCUUCCAAACGGGGCACUGACAAGACUGGGAGAGAAGCGUCCCUCAUUGACUUUGGGGAAGACUUUCCCUCGCCCGCACCCUCCCCGACACCUGCGGUUGAAAGUGUUGUAAAGCUGUUUUUGAAAGCUGAGAAUCUCUUGGACAGAACACCUUCUCAGAGUCCCUCCAAGUCGUUGCCCCGCCUACUUCACUCCACGCCGAUAGUACACUGGGAUGCACGGCCUUUACCCCCGCCCCCGGCGUAUGACGACGUAGCCCAAGAUGAAGAUGAUAUGGAGGUGAGUUCCAUCAACGGCAUGGAGCAACAGCACAGUAAGGAGCAGAAGAAUGUUCGCAUCCCAGAGGAGGAGCUUCCCUGUGGACAGGAAGCGGGGGGCGUGGCCCGUGUCUUCAGAGUUACGAAGAAACCAUGCCUGGAGGAUAACCUCUUUCCCCUCAGCAAGCACAGCCAGGGCCCAACUACCUCAUUCUCCCAGUCUGAAGAAAUAUUCCAGGAACCCAUGCAAGAGUGCAUGAGGAGGCUCAACGUCCCGAGUUCAGCCUCAAGCCUGCAGGCACACGCUGAGAAUAAAUCCCAGAUUCCCCCUCGUGUCCCUAUUCUCCCUCGGCCAAUUAAAAAGGGUGACUACUCCUCUGCUCGUUGGUCCUGGGACCUCUCUCUGUCCCCGACCCCGGCCGACCUCACCAAUGACAUUUCAAGCUCAGAGCAGGAUCGGCCACCGCAAAUUCCUCCCAGGGAACCUUUGUCGCAGCCUGGCUCCAGGACUCCCAGCCCCAAAAGCCUGGAGGUGGGCUCACCGCAGCAGAGAGUCUACUCUGUCAGCCCCAUCAGCAUACCAGUUGCCCUAACCGCCUGCCCCCCCACACACACCUACAGCUCCUACCUCUCCACCUCUCCAGGUAAAUUCAUGCCUACUACGCAUAGCUUUGCUUCGGAUCCCAAAUACACUGCACCCAAAGUGAUCCAGGCACAGGGGAAGGACUUUGUAAACAAGGCCCCCUGCAUCCUCCCCAUUGUCCGUGAUGGACGGAAAGUUAGUAACACUCACUAUUACCUUCUGCCGGAGAGGCCGCCCUACCUUGACAAAUACGACCGCUUCUUCAGGGAGGCCGAGAGCCUGACCGGCAGCACCGCCGAGGACAGACGCGUACGGCAAGCUAACACCGCUAUGGUGCGACCGAUGCUGCUCAGCACUUUGCAGGCGCAGGGUCAGGGACAGGGGAUUGCCCCGCUGGGUGAGCUGAAGACUAAUUUCUCCAGCCAUCUUGGAGCACGGACAGGAAUGAAGACAUCAGUUACCCUCUCUGGUAUUUGUACUGAGGCUUUGACAACACCAGCGGGCAUCGCUUACUGUCCCAGGACAGACGGAUUGGAAAAUUCAGCUGACAGAGUCAAAGCGGUGCAAGAGGCAGUUCAUGGUGUGACGAUCGAAGAGUGUCAAACUGCCCUCCAGAACCACAAUGGGAACAUUGAGAAAGCUGUGCAUUACCUGAAGGUGGAGCAGUUGUUUUGUUUGGGACUAAGGAGCAGGUCUGAGUGUUUGAAGUUGCUGGAGAUGUGUGACUGGAACCUGGAGGUUGCCAGCACCCAAAUGUUGGAUAACUAUGAAUCUACAACACAACAAAGCAUGCAGCAUUACCCAUGGGCGUCUGCUAUCGAUCCAGCCCCAUCAGUUUGGUUGUCAGGGAUGCCUGGGGCUGAACAGGUCUGGCAGUGGAGAGCAGGAGCACAAAUGUAGCAGCACGAGAGAAGUCUGGGCCACUACUCUUUCCAUGAGAAGCGUUUGAAGCUUCGGAAGAAUAAAUCAGGACAAACACAAGCAGGCUGCAUUGGUAACGUAAACAGUUUCCAGGGAAGCUGUCAACUUGGCCCUUUAAAUGUUCUCGGACAAUUUACUCUGUGAUUUGAUAUGAUGACUUGGAGCCAAUCCAGGGUUUGCCCGCUUUUGUGCCCAACGUCAGCUGGGAUAGGCAUCAAGCCACCCAUCUGUUCCCCUAAUGAGGGCGACCACAAAAGAACAUGGGCGGGUGGGCGAAAUUGAUACCCUGUUCAUAAAAGAGUGUUUUUUUCUUCAGGAUUCAAUUUACCGUAAAUUCCGGACUAUAAGCCGCGACUUUUUUCCAAAAUUUUGAACCCUGCGGCUUAUACUCAGGUGCGGCUUAUAUAAGGAUUUUUUCGUGAUUUUUGUGAUGACUUGAUCACUUAAAGAUUCAAGAGUUUUUUAUUCACCAUGUUUGAGCGUGGCGGCUCGGUGGCGCACUGGGUAGCACGUCCCUGUGUGGAGUUUGUAUGUUCUCCCCGGGCCCGCGUGGGUUUUCUCCGGGCACUCCGGUUUCCUCCCACAUCCCAAAAACAUGCUUGGUAGGCCGAUUGAAGACUCCAAAUUGUCCCUAGGUAUGAGUGCGAGUGCAAAUGGUUGUUUGUCUCUGUGUGCCCUGCGAUUGGCUGGCAACCGGUUCAGGGUGUCCCCCGCCUACUGCCCGAUGACGGCUGUGAUAGGCUACAGCACGCCCGCGACCCCCGUGGGGACUAAGCGGUUCAGAAAAUGGAUGGAUGGAUGUUUGAGCGUGCCAAACAAGUUAUUUGACUUCGAUAAAACACACCCUCUGUUCAACAUUUAGGUGACUAACAACACUCAGGACAUGUGAAAAAUGGCAAAAAAAAAAAAAAGCUUUUCACUUUUAUACACUGCGGUAUCUUGAAAAAAAAAACGACAACAAAAAUACUAUUUUGAAACACUACUAUGGCUGCUGCUUAUUCUGGCUGUGUUGCUUGUGACUAUUAGUAGGAAUGCACGCUAGGCCUCUAAACCCUUUCUCUUACUCUGCCAUGUGACUCAGAGAUUACACAAAGCAGUGGCGCUGUUUGGACCAUCUGCAUAGUAUUAAAACCCAAUCAAUCAGCAUUUAAAUUCAAUUCUUCUGACAUUUUGCUCACCAAAAACAAGUUGUAAUGAACGUGAACUUUUAAUGCAUUUUAUUCAGAAGGUUACUUUGAACCCGAGGCUUAAAUGGCGCCGUUGUAGUGGGUUGACAUAAUUCACCCGGAACCUAAGUUCACGUUACAGAGUUCCGGUGGGACAGUUUACACGUGUGGGACUUUCCUGUUUAGAGUAGGGUGUGUUAGGAUCGUAAAGGGAAAAGAGUUUUUUACGGCCUCCGGGGCGCUCUAGCAGGAAGCAAGAGCGAGACAGACGAAGAAGAGAUAAUGCGCCGAAGAAGACGUGCUAGUUUGUCAAGACGGUUGCAUCACUCUUUUCUUUAUUUCGUGGCCCGUCUACUCUGGAUCUAUACGUGUCGCUCGCUAGUUUUGUAAUGUAAUUUAGCGCUUCGUGCAUGAAUAAAAUUAGCAUGAACAGACCCUCAUCACACUCGAAGAAAUGGAUAAAAGCGAUGAAGAGAGACUGAGAAAGUGUGAGGCGAAGGAUAUUUAACGCUAUUCCAAUCGGACGCUGAGGAGGAAGACUUCGAUGGUUUCAGUGCACAGGAGGAAGAUGAAGACGAUGAAGCUCUUUUCUUACUUUUACUGGUAUGUUUUUUAACGAGCCCUGUUGGUGUUGUACUACCGUGUUGCUGCCGUGUUAUCGCCGCGUCUCAGUGACUUUUACCGGGUAUGUUUUUUUUAAUCCAGCCCAGUAGUCUUGUGUUACUUCCGUGUUGCUGCGGUAUUACUGUUUGGAAAGAAAUGUUAAGGUAUGUUAUUAAAACUUUAAAAAAGCUUUCUGUGUCCAGUCUUUCUUUGUUAAUAACUCGCGUUGGAAAGAAAUGUUAAGGUGUGUUAUUAAAACUUUAAAAAAGCUUUCUGUGUCCAGUCUUUCUUUGUUAAUAACUCGCGUGCACACUUCCUUGUUGCUGCGGUACUACUGCUGCGUCACAGGCAAUGUUUAGAAAGACAUGUUAAAGUAUGUUAUUAAAACUUUAAAAAGGCUUUCUGUG
Molecule: messenger RNA, 6832 nt
Organism: Syngnathus typhle (broad-nosed pipefish)
Lineage: Eukaryota; Metazoa; Chordata; Actinopteri; Syngnathiformes; Syngnathidae
Product: activated CDC42 kinase 1-like
Exons: 18
Coding region: 961-4635 (1224 amino acids)
Biological process (GO): regulation of keratinocyte differentiation; signal transduction; protein phosphorylation
Cellular component (GO): extrinsic component of cytoplasmic side of plasma membrane
Molecular function (GO): protein serine/threonine/tyrosine kinase activity; ATP binding; protein tyrosine kinase activity
Source: RefSeq, a predicted model, not a curated record